GUCCCCGUUAGCAAGUCGCAAUUGAACGUGGCAAUCUGUUCCUUGUCCAAAAAUAAAAAAUAAAAAGUAAAGGUGGUCGUUCCGUCUUCGAGUUACCUAUACCUAUUAAUUCUCAAAGAAAAAUAAUAUUCCGAUUCCCGACCCGACCCCCCGACCUCGCUGCACUCUGCACUCUGCACGGCUGCACGCUGCACGAGCAUCACCUAAAUUCCAGCUUCUAACACCUGCCAGCCAACCUUCUCUGCCACCAACCUUCAACUUACUACACUCUUCUUUAUCUUCCUUACCGGAAUUUCCGUUGCUUCCUUUCCUUUUUUAUUUAUUUAUUAUAUCACUCACUCACUCACUCACUCAUUAUUUUGUGACUUGACCCGUCGCCUUUCCCUUACCUAGCCUUGGUCUGGCUCAAUUGAUUCGUUUGAGCUGUUUAAAAUGGGUAUUAUCGACAAUGAGAUGAAGCGGUUGCAGGACGUCGUGUCCGGCUUAGAGGACCGGGUACGACGUCUAGAACAGCGCCAAUCCGGCGGAAGUAAUGAGAGCGUGCGCAUGAUCCUCAUGGGUCCUCCUGGAGCUGGAAAGGGAACGCAGGCGCCUAAGAUCAAGGAGAAGUUCUCGUGUUGCCAUUUAGCUACCGGCGACAUGCUCCGAUCCCAAGUCGCCAAGAAGACGCCUCUUGGAAAGGAAGCGAAGAAGAUCAUGGACGCCGGUGGUCUGGUCAGCGAUGAGAUUGUCAUUGGCAUGAUCAGGGAAGAACUUGACAACAACAAGGAGUGCAAGGGAGGCUUUAUUCUUGACGGGUUUCCCCGCACAGUCGCUCAAGCCGAAUCGCUCGACAAGAUGCUUGCCGACAAGAACCAGAAGCUACAACACGCCGUUGAGCUACAAAUCGACGAUGCUCUCCUAGUUGCGCGUAUUACCGGUCGUCUAGUCCACCCCGCCUCCGGUCGAAGUUAUCACAGCACCUUCAACCCCCCGAAGGUACCUAUGACGGACGAUAUCACCGGCGAGCCUCUGAUCCAACGAUCUGACGACAACGCUGAUGCGCUUAAGAAGCGCUUGGUUACCUACCACAAGCAGACUUCCCCAGUUGUCGGAUACUAUAAGAACACUGGUAUCUGGAAGGGCGUUGACGCAAGCCAAGAACCUGGCCAGGUUUGGACCAGCCUGUUGAAGAUUUUCGACGAGAACAAGAGCCCUAAGAGCGGUGGUAUCUUCAGCAAGCUGACUGGCCAAUAAGCCAACGGCUACUCUUGUCUUUGCCUUGCGCUCUCAUCCUGGUUUCCUAAGAUUUGAAUCUAGGAGGUGAGACGUGGGUAUGGAUAUAGGAGUUUCCAACAUAAG
Molecule: messenger RNA, 1341 nt
Organism: Daldinia decipiens
Lineage: Eukaryota; Fungi; Ascomycota; Sordariomycetes; Xylariales; Hypoxylaceae
Product: adenylate kinase-domain-containing protein
Exons: 4
Coding region: 433-1236 (267 amino acids)
Biological process (GO): ADP biosynthetic process
Cellular component (GO): mitochondrion; cytoplasm
Molecular function (GO): ATP binding; AMP kinase activity
Source: RefSeq, a predicted model, not a curated record